Molecule: messenger RNA, 1340 nt
Organism: Rhodamnia argentea
Lineage: Eukaryota; Viridiplantae; Streptophyta; Magnoliopsida; Myrtales; Myrtaceae
Product: auxin-responsive protein IAA14-like
Exons: 5
Coding region: 161-919 (252 amino acids)
Biological process (GO): regulation of DNA-templated transcription
Cellular component (GO): nucleus
Molecular function (GO): protein binding
Source: RefSeq, a predicted model, not a curated record
CUCUUUCUCUUUCUCUUUCUCUUUCUCUCUCUACCUCUUAUAACCCAAAAGGAAUAGAAGAAGGGAAGCAAACAAGAAGGAGAAGAGGAGAAAAGAAGCAGAUCCUAAGGCUAGGGUUUUCCAAACACCAUCUUGAUUUGUCAUUACCUCUGGAGAGAAGAUGGCCGGCUUGCUCGGUGGCGUCACCAUGAACUUCAAGGAGACCGAGCUGUGCCUCGGCUUGCCCGGCGGUGGUGGCGGCAGCGGCGGGGCAGAGGUGGAGGCUCCGAGGGCCACUGGGAAGAGAGGGUUCUCCGAGACCGUGGUGGAUCUCAAGCUCAACCUUCAGGCCAAGGACGCUCUGUCCGUGGCGGAUCUCAAAGAGGCCAUGAAGAGUCAGGACAAGACUCUUCUUGCCGGUGCUAGUCCGGCUAAAGAUCCUGCAAAGCCACCAGCCAAGGCUCAGGUGGUGGGCUGGCCACCGGUGAGAUUGUACAGGAAGAACAUGAUGGUAGCCCAGAAGAACGCCGACCCCGAGGAGGAGAAAGAGAAGUCGGCGGCGACGGCUGCAUUUGUGAAGGUUUCCAUGGACGGAGCGCCUUAUCUUCGCAAGGUCGACCUCAAGAACUACAGUAGCUACAAGCAACUCUCUGAUGAUCUUGGCAAAAUGUUCAGCUCCUUCACCAUGGUUUAUUUUGGUGAAGGGAGCUAUGGUGCACAAGGAAUGAUAGACUUCAUGAACGAGAGCAAGCUGAAGGACCUGCUGAACAGCUCUGAUUAUGUGCCGACCUAUGAAGACAAGGACGGUGACUGGAUGUUGGUGGGCGAUGUUCCAUGGGAGAUGUUUGUCGACUCGUGCAAGCGCCUGCGCAUAAUGAAAGGUUCCGAAGCAAUAGGGCUCGCACCAAGAGCAAUGGAGAAGUGCAAGAGCAGAAGCUGAACAAACCCACAUGUGCUCAUCAGUUUAAGUCCCUCCCGAGGCAAACAGUUUGGCCAGAGAUUCCCACGGGAUCAAAGGCCAUGGGGUGGUGAUCCUUUUUACCCGUCCCUCUCUGUACUUUCCCAUUUGUUUUUAGCUCGUACAUAGAUAUCAAAGCAUGUGGGUGAUUUGUAAUGGAACAAGAGGCAAUAAACUUUAGCUUGUCUGAAUCUUUUUCUUUUUUCUCUUUUCAUUUUUCCACUUUUGUAUGUUUUUUUCCUUUGUUCUUUUUUUUUUGUUCUUGUGGGCUUCACUAUAAUGGCUUGCUUAAAGACACAAUAUUUUCCUAUUGUUCUAUUCCCUACUGUCAUCGCUGCCCCGGUUGUUGUGUGUUUUAUUCCUCCAUACAUAUUUAUAAUCACCAUGAGAUUCUUGCUGCUAA